AUGCAGAGAGAGCAGAAGCUAAAGUUGAGGGCUGAAGCGGGAUCCUUGAAGGGGACUUCGGGUGGGGAUGAGGCUGUCGCGUAUGCCGCCCAGCAUAGGGGCUACUCGAGCUUAGAGAAGGGCCGGGAAGCUCAAACGCGCUGGGAAAAAGCUCGGAGGGGUCCGGUCGUGGGGAACGGGGUGUGCGCCACGGCAAAGAGGCCGGUAAGAGCAGAAAGCGUGGUGAAAAAGACGGUGAAGGUCGUGGAGGUCGAUCUAGACGAGUCGGACGACGAGAAUGGGGGCGUCGAACGAGAGAGGGGAACUUUUGUGGGGGCGGACGAAGGGCCGCGCACAGGUUCCAAAAUGGUCGAGAAAGGGGUGAAGUUCGAAACAGCGCGCGAGGGGGACGCGCACGCGCCCGCGACGGAUCGCGGCCGCGCCGCGCGCACGAUUUCAAAGAAAGGUCGAAGUGGGCCGAUUGUGGAAUUGAUGCGCGAAGUUGUACACAGGGCAAAUGUGGAAGCAGCAACGGAAGCCGUGGGAGCCGAAGAGCCGGAGCACGGAGUGGAGAAGACGUCGUCGGAGACGAGCGACGCAGUGCACUACCAGGAGAGCGAGAGUGACGACAGUGGAGGCGUGUGGGUGACGCCAAAGGCGAAGAAGACAGCCCUCAAGAGGAGCGUGACGAGUUAG
Klebsormidium nitens is the source of this 675-nucleotide messenger RNA. The record is from the annotation of a GenBank genome assembly. Lineage: Eukaryota; Viridiplantae; Streptophyta; Klebsormidiophyceae; Klebsormidiales; Klebsormidiaceae.